UGUGCGACGUGCCCCUGACACAAGCGUCUGUAAACAGCUACGUCGGUGGAGUCUAGGGGAGAGUCACACUGGCAGAAGGAUCAGACAAUGAGAGAUUAAAGAAACGAAAUUAUAACAAGCUUGAAGCCUGCAAAACCCAGAAAGGAAGAACGUGAAUGUGUUCACCAGCGUCUGAAGUUCCUCCACCUCUCCCCUAGCUCUCUGACACUCACACACAGACCAUCAACAUACCACCUCGUGCCUGAUUUUUCAACUGUCUAUAGAUUUUUUUCCCUUACCUUUACAACUAAACCAGCAAGAGAGACGAAAGUGUGAGAGCAACUUAGAGAUAUUUUGGUACGAGCAGUUUGUAAAAAAUCAAUCAAUAAAAAAACAUUGAGAAAAAUAAUUCAGAAACAAUAGUAAUCUCCAACAUUAAACACCUCUCAGGGGUACCAUCAGCUAGUCACACAGAUCCCUGGUUAGACCACACCCUCAUCUACUGAAACAACAUUACAGCAAUCUUUACAUUCCGAGUCCUGAUAAACUAGACGUCUAGAAAACCCCCUCCACGACCAGUCCUCCCAUCAUGGCCUCCAUCUCCCAGUCCAGCGACCUGGACAUCCCUGACAACCACAAGGAGAGCUGGCUGGCUCUCCUUGCGGCGGCGGAAGCAUACUGCCAAAAAUCCGGCUGCGACCUGUCCAUCCUCACAGCCUGUAAGAAGUUCCGUCCGUCCGUGGCGGCGGGAGACGGGGGGAGGAGGCGUGAGAGCGGGGGUGCCUCGCCCGCGGGCGACAGGAAGUGGGAUUUUGUUUACCACGUGUGGGGCCAGGGGGCGCUGGCGGAGGCCUCCAGGCGGUACGUGGACGACAUUGCGGUGCUGCACUCCACCUCCAUGCUGACGGCUCACCGCCAGGCACGCCUCCCCACAGGAGGAGCCAAGCUGCUGCUGGACACGUCCACGGAGACCGCGUCCAGGCCGUUUUUCCCUCUUUCCUCCUCGCAGGGCGUUGGAAGUGAGCUGGAGGCGGGGACCGCAAGUCCCAACAGCAGACUUUAUUCGCAGAGUUAUCCGUCCAUCUACAGUUCGGGGGCUGUGAUUGGCCAAGCUGGUGGGCAGCAGGCCAAUGGGGAGCGGGAGCGGGAGAUGAACGCCCUGGUGGAGGUGGAGCGAGGGAGAGAGAGGGCGGGGAUCGUGGAGGAGGAGUGUGAGGAGGAGGAAGAGGAGGAGGAGGAAGACAUGGAGGAACGGAGACGCAACUUGAACGAAUCAGCCGGCGUGUUCUCCAUGGAUGAAGACUCGCUGUCCCGCGACUGUGAGCCGUUCUUCGAGUCCGACGGGGAGGAGGAGAGCACGGACGGGUCCCUGAGCGAGGAGGCUCCUCCCCCUCCACGCAGCAUGGCCAUGGGGCAGCCCUCCUUCUCCUCCCGCCACCAGCAGGCCCUGGCCAUGGCGCGCUCCCUGCCCGUCAGUGUGCCUGUCUGGGGCUACAAGGGCAGCCGCGGGGCGCCCGGAGACGGCAACAGCGGGGAGCGGGCGGGCUGUGCAGACCUGGACCACAUCGCCGCCAGCAUGAAGGCCCUGCUGGCCCCGGGCGCCACCGACGGGACGGAGAUGUUCGGAGCCCUGCCCCGACCCCGCCUCAACACGGGAGACUUCUCCCUCAAACACUGAGAGAGGAGGGAGGGGAGAGAGA
Osmerus eperlanus (European smelt) is the source of this 1679-nucleotide messenger RNA. It is a transcript of the gene akt1s1, whose product is annotated as AKT1 substrate 1 (proline-rich). The coding region runs from base 569 to 1657 and encodes 362 amino acids. Lineage: Eukaryota; Metazoa; Chordata; Actinopteri; Osmeriformes; Osmeridae. Gene Ontology annotation, biological process: negative regulation of protein kinase activity; neurotrophin TRK receptor signaling pathway; negative regulation of TOR signaling. The record is from RefSeq and is a predicted model, not a curated record. The transcript has 6 exons. Gene Ontology annotation, cellular component: cytoplasm.